AUGAAGAAAAAUCGUUUCGUAUCAUCAUCACGCCGAAAAUCGAGAAAACGUUAUUUUACAGCACCAUCACAUAUUCGUCGACGUUUAAUGAGCGCACCACUCAAUAAAGAGUUACGUCGACGUUAUGGUGUUAAGAGUUUACCAAUACGAAAAGAUGAUGAAGUAGCCAUUACAAGAGGCCAUUUUAAAGGACAGCCAUCUGGUAAAGUCACGCAAGUUUAUCGAAAAAAAUUUGUCGUACAUAUUGAACGUAUAACACGUGAAAAAGCCAAUGGAAAUACCGUUCAUAUUGGUAUUCAUCCGUCGAAGGUUCAACUAACAAAAUUGAAAUUAGAUCGUGAUCGAAAACGUAUCUUAGAUCGCCGUUCAACGACAAAACAAACACAAAAAGGAAAAUACAGUGCAGAAACUAUAGCACAAGGAUCAGCGCAAGAAACAGCAAUGGAAACAUCUUAA
This is a messenger RNA of Didymodactylos carnosus, 456 nucleotides long. Lineage: Eukaryota; Metazoa; Rotifera; Eurotatoria; Philodinida; Philodinidae. The record is from the annotation of a GenBank genome assembly.